AUGAACAAGCCUUUGCUUCAGUUGCAAAGAGCGGAGAGAUGUUGCGCUGCUCAUCUGUGCGAAGAUGCUCACGUUCCCUUCAUUUUUGGCUCUGACAUUCUCGCCGUCAUCCUAAGGCAGGUGGCCAGAUUCCUCGCCGGGGAAGCCGCUCCGUCGCGGGAACGCCAGCCGGCCCGCUCUGCCCGAGACAGCCCAGCAGCCUCGACGGCCGGCCGUUGCCCCACCCGGGCCCUCCCCAGCCCCGCCAGCGCGCCUCCUGCCCGGCGCCGCCUUUGCGCAAAGCAGCCCCGGCGCCGCCUUCCAGCCCCCUCGACGGCCAUGCGCUUCCUGGCGCUGCUCCUCGUCGUCGUCGUCCGCCUGGCCCGAGCCGGCGCGCACGGCGGCCACCAUCACCGCGAGGAAGGAGAGGCAGAGGCCGGGCGGGCGCUGGCGGGCCUGCUGGCGUCGGGCGAAGGCGCACUGCCGCCGGGCGCCGUCGAGACCCUGUUAAAUAUCGCCGCGGCUCGUGUGCAGUGCCCCGACGGGCCGUGUGGAAAGUGCAUCUCUGCCGCAGAUAUUUUUGCGCUCACAGAGAAGAAGCCACCUGCCAACACUGCCAACCUCACCUCUUCAGAGCUGCUUCCGUUCUCUUCCGGCCUGGCAUUCUACUUCAGUGACCCCUUGGGGGCUUGCCAGGAAGUAGCAGAGGGCCGCUGGGUUGCUGCGGUCCGGGCAUUCCAGACCAAAUUCUUAGGCGGGAACCCUGCCGAAGGACCCACGCCGGAGAAAGUGGCUGAACUGAUGGCAACCAUCCAGAAAAAACGCCAUGAGCCAGGAGUGAUGGUUUGUGCUGAAACGAGUACCUGCAGGUACCCUGAGAGGUGCCGGGAAGGGGAAAUGCCCCCGCAGAAGUCUUGUGCUGGAGUGGACCAGAUCCUUGAGAACAGUACAGCAAUCUCCAGCCGAGUCGCGUCUGAUCCGGCGGGGCGUGUCUUAGCAACCGUGGCCCACCACGUGCUGAAGGGCGGCUGUUUCCGCGCUCUCCCUUCGGAGCGCUACUUUGUGGACUACAUCUAUUGGCGCUACAGCAACGAGACCCACAACCUGACGCUGGCGAGCUAG
Messenger RNA from Heteronotia binoei (common prickly gecko), 1101 nucleotides. RefSeq names its product zinc transporter ZIP4-like. NCBI's taxonomy places the organism in Eukaryota, Metazoa, Chordata, Lepidosauria, Squamata, Gekkonidae. The record is from RefSeq and is a predicted model, not a curated record. The coding region runs from base 1 to 1101 and encodes 366 amino acids. The transcript is spliced from 6 exons.